Molecule: messenger RNA, 5794 nt
Organism: Cricetulus griseus (Chinese hamster)
Lineage: Eukaryota; Metazoa; Chordata; Mammalia; Rodentia; Cricetidae
Source: RefSeq, a predicted model, not a curated record
GCACACCAGAAGAAGGCACCAGAUCUCAUAACGGAUGGUUGUGAGCCACCAUGUGGUUGCUGGGAAUUGAACUCAGGAAGAGCAGUCGGGGCUCUUAACCUCUGAGCCAUCUCUCCAGCCCCUGUCCUAGCAGUCUUAAAUCCUGAAUUUUUCUCAUUCAAGAUUGCCAUUCUGCUUGUCGGUGGGUGGCACUCACCUUAAACCCCAGCACAAAGGAGGCAGAGGCGGGUGGAUCUCUGUGAGUUCGAGGUUAGCCUGGACAGGCUCCAAAGCUACAGAGAAACCCUGUCUUGGGGGAAAAAAAAGAUUGCUGUAGUGAAGAUUGGAAGUGGUAUUAGAUGACCCAGCUGGCUCCAGUGAGCCUCUGGGGGGCUGACAUGCACAGCGCAUCCUGCAGCUAGUAAUGGCAGGGCAAAGCUCUCUGAAGUAAAAACAAACAAACAGUACUGCAUGUUGUGGGCAAGAAUGUGUGCAGAACUCACUUGAAGGGUUGAUACAAGCCGAAAGAUAAGAGGGAACCAGUUGGAACCAGUCACAGAUGUCUGGAGGCAGAGCAUUCCAGAAUGGAAGAACCAGUCAGUGCAAAGCCUUGGAGCAGGGAACAAGCCCGCCAAGUCUGAGGAAGACAAGGAGGCGAAUAUGGGUGCCACAUGAUGGACUCAGGAUGUUUUGGAAGGUAGACCCUUCCCACAGUCUUGCUGUGCACCGUCCAGAAGAAGCAGAACAGAGUUCACAAACUGACUAAGGCCUGGAGACUGGACCAGCUCUUCAAGAGUGUGCAAUGUCGCUGAGCGUCCAUCCUCACAUGCCUUCACGUGGCCUGUUAAGCCCUUGUGGAGAGGAGGGGGAGGGAGGACCAAGACUACUCUGUGCUAAGUACAUUAGUCAUGUCUCUGCAUUUUUAUUCUCAGUACAAUUGGCUCCUUGCUCCUGUUUUACAGAUGGGAAAACAGAGGCCACUCUCAAGGUCCUCUUUACAUAAGGCUACAGCUUAAUACUAGAAAUACCAGCUUUUAAUCCCAGUCUGUCCACCAGCCAGCAUGAGUGUCCACUUGGGGGCUGCCAGAUCCUUAUGGUGUUGUGCUCCAGUUGUCCACCACCCCCAAUAUCUGCUGCUAGGUGGUCACACGCUCAUCUCACAUUUGCUGGAAGGAAAUGGCUGGGCUGUGGGUGCAGGGUCUAUGGGGGUGAGGGAUGGCUGAGGGGAGAUGAGCAGGGUUUCUUUCCUGUCAUACAUGCCAUAUGCUGCCUGCUGACCGGGAUGGGGACCCCAAGGCCUAUGUGUGUAUAGAGUUGCUAUGGCUUUCAGAGAAGUUCCCUGGGCCCAUGUGCUAGCUCUUAGUUGUGCCCUAUCACCGAGUAGGUAGUCUAGGUCAGUCCAUCUGGGUCACUCUGCCCCUUUUCACGGCUUGGAGAUGCCCCCUCUAAAUAUAGCCCAGGGAAGUGAGCUCAGACCUAUUUUAAGACCAGGUUGGGAGGCAGCCAGACCUUUCCCAGGAUCCUAAAGGAGCCACUGCUAUGUUUGUCCAGUUCUGCUACUGGUCACUCUCAUCUGGCCCCUGACUAUACGUAUCAACUGCCAUGCCUGAGGAGACCCAAGAAGGUAGGAGAGGGUAGCCAUGGGGGAGGACAAAGCUUUAUGGCCCUAUGGCUCAUGGAGAGACCUCACAGCCUUGAGUAGUCUUUUCAUAUCCCUGUUCUAGACACCAAUCCCUAUGCACAGACAAAGAAUGGACCUGCCAUACUUAGAACUCCCUUUUGCAGGUCCUGCCUCAGUUUUCCUUGCUAUGGGCCAGGGAGAGGGACCACAGCUUUCUACCUAAGAAUGGGACAACUCUACCCAAGUGGGUGUGGGCAUCUGGGGAGCUGCCAAGCAAUUUAGCUCUUCCUUCAGCAAAGAGGCUGGGGUUGGGGUGCGACGCGGUUCCAGGAAGCAUUUCAACGUCUGGCCCAGGGACUGGGAAGUAGACAUGCCUCUGGCAUGAUCUAACCAGAGAAAGGGCCUGCCCUCUACUAAGGGGUGUGUGUGUGUGUAUCUUUUAUGGGUGGGGGGCGGCAAUGACUUAACUGUAACAUCUACCAUGUGUUUUUGUCUAUAGCAAAUAAAAUAUGCCCAAAUAUAAGGUAUGGGAGAAUUAGUGAAGUGCAGAGGGUAUUUAAUGUGACCUCAGUCCGUCAGCCAGGCUUGAGGACUGACAGCAUCUGCUUUUGUUUGAAUUGCUUGUGAGCCUGUCAAGGGGCAGCUUCAAGCACAUUAGAGGGCCCAGUGCAGUCCUUGCCCCGCACUCUGGCACACCGCUACCUAUCCCUCUGCAGGCAUCGGGAGCGCUUGUGGAAUCAGAACUAAAGCAACCAAAUCCAAUAGAAGGCCUUGGAGGUGCACACUUGGGAGGCAGAGGCAGGAGAAUCUCUGUGAGAUCAAGGCCAGCGUGGUCUGCAUAAUGAGUUCUAGGCUAGCCACGUAGUGAGACUGUUUCAAAAAUACAUAUCCAGUCAAAUAAUGCCAGAGGAAAGCAGAGUUAUAGUUAUUUAGAAGUCAGAGAGACAUUGAUAGCAAUUGGAAGGCUGAGGCAGAAAGGUAACUUGAGUUAACCAGGAACUCAAGACCAGUCUGGGAACUUUCUGAACCUAUCACAAAAAAAAAAAUAAAAUAAAAUAAAAUUAAAAAAUGGGGGGGUGAGGUGAGAGAUGGCUCAGUGAUUAAAAGCACUUGCUGCAUAACCAUGAAGAUCGGAGUUUGUGGUGGUGAGGCCUUUAAUCCCAGCACUCUGAAGACAGAGGCAGGUGGGUCUCUGUGAGUUCGAGGCCAGCCUGGUCUACAGAGUGAGACAGAGACACCCUGUCUUAAAAAACAAAACCAAAAAAUGAGAGUUUGGAUCCCAGUACCCAGCUAGGUGUGAUCUUGUGUGCCUUAUAACCCCAGUGCUGUGUAUAUUGGGAAGCAGAGGCCGGAGGAUCACUGGCGCUUUCUGGUUGCCAGCCACCCUUAUCAAAAAACCCCAAACAACCUGAUUUCCAGCCUCAUGAGGAGACCCUGUGUCAAAGGAAAAAGGCAGAGGACACCCAAAGUCCUCCUCUGUUCUCUACACAUAUACACAGUGUCUAAAUACACGUGGGUAUGCACUACACACACACUGCUAACACAUAACCACAUGUAAUACCACUAAUGGGUAGGCUGAGGCAAGAGAAUUUUGAGGUUAAGCCCAUCCUAGUUUUAGGCUACACAGUGAGUUCCAGGCCAGCAAAGGUCACAUAGUGAGACACUAUCUCAAAACAAAACAAAAUCUGAAAUAAAGAUAACCAUAAGGAACGAUAAAGAAUCAGUGACUAAAUGGGCAGAACCCAUGAAUGGGUAAUUACACACAUUAGUCAGGCUCCCUAGGCAACAAUCAAGUUGUUUCUCGUCUCUCAGGCUAGCAAAUAUAUGUAAAGGUCUGUGCAUACAGCGUCUGGUUUAGCUCUGUAAAAAGCUUGCCUUGCAAGCAUGAAGGACCCGAGCUUAUUUCUCUGGGGCUCGUGAUGUGCUUGAAGCUGCCCUUGACAUGCUCACAAGCAAACAUCAGAUGCUGUCUGUUAGUCCCUAUGUUUGGGAGGCGGACUGCAGGUUAAGUAGGGGUACACACACUUCUCAUCCCAGGUCUGGUGAGGUGGAGACAUUGAGUUCCUGGGGCUCUGUGGUUAAGUGAGCCUGUUGAGUUCCUGUGCCAGGUCACUGAGACCUCUGACUUCCGUGUGCACACAAAUACAUUUUUUUUUUUUACAGUGGGAUGUCUAAUGGUGGGGAUGCUGUACUGCUGGGCUCCGAACAGGCCUUUUAGAAGACAGUUCUGAUGAUAGAUUUAAAGUCUGUUCUCAGGCCCAGUGAUUCCACUUCUGAGAAUUGUCCUCAAUAACUUCCAGCAAAGUGGAAAAACCUUCACAUUUAAUGAUUGAUGUCCUGGGGGUUAAUUUCCAAAGGGAAUUGGAAACAACCUAAAUGCCCAGAUAGCCUCAGAGGGAGGCCGGAAGGAGUCCUCAAAGUUAUAUGAAACUGUUAAGAAAAAAAGAGACUCCUGCGGUGCUGUUGAGUGAAAACAGCAGGGCUCCAGUAAGAGCGGCUGAAUAAUUGUGUGUAGGAAGGCAGAACCAAGCCAGGAGGAACUGCCAGAAUGCAGUUGCCUUUGCCUAGCAGUAGGCACCAUGUUGUAAGGUCAGGCCAGGUGGCAAACUCACUAUUGCUGUGGGCUUAGGUUGAUGAACUGUUUGCUAGCAAUAAGCAGGCGGAGGAAUGCCUGAAUGUGAACAUGGGAGCAUGUCAAGAGCCCCUAUGCACACAGACUAGGCCUUUAGAACUCUGGAUCCAAACGAAGAGUCAUUCCUGAAACUGUAAGGAAUUUGUAACCAAAUGCCACUGGUGUAGUUCCCAUAUAUCCCAAGUUCCUUCCUGCAGCCUGGGCUUACCUACCCACAAGGUAAGGAGUGACUUGUUUGCUCAAAUCAGUCCCACUGCCCCUAUAGACACCGUGUUGCCAAUGCAGAACCAGAGAAGCAGGGGAACACUGGCUCCUAACCAUGUGCAGGAGGUGCAUCUGCACCGAGUGGAAUCCAUCAGUGAGCUUCACAGCGGAGGUUCGCUACAGCCCUAUCUGGCUGAAGAGGCACAGACAUGGGAAGAGCUUCUGGGUGUCCUGCCGCCAUCACUGUGCACCCAAGCUGGCUGCAGCCCCAUGUGUGGUCGUGGGGGGUUUCUACUGCUAUUGGCACUGCUGGUAUUCACCUGCCUGGCACUAGCCAUCCUGGCUGUCUACCUAAGUGUGCUGCAGAGUGAAUCCCUGAGGGUCUUGGCACACACACUGCGCACACAAGAGGAGACUCUGCUCAAAUUGCGCCUGGCUAGCCUCAGCCAGCUAAGGAGACUCAACUCCACUGAAGCUCGGGCACCCAGCUGAGAUGCCGUGUGAGGCGUGUGAGGGGAUAAAGGGACCUUUGGCAGUCUCUGUUCUCCCGUCGACGGCUACACCUACACUACUUCCUUGGUGAGAUUUUUGUACAAGAGCCUGAUGUGACUCAACAGCUGCCUGUCUCUCUUGACCUCUUCAGGCUAGGCCUGACCAAGCCCUCUGGUGCCAAGGCCCUGCUUUGGAUAGCCAAAGGUCAGAGGAUGGGGCACCAGCCUCCUCGUGGCUCCUCCUAUGGCCUGUCAGCACCCUCUGGCCACCCCCAGAUAGGAGAUUCAGAAGUCUAGAAAUAGCUGUUCCUGCUCAGCCACCCACUCUGCCAGGUCUCCUAGUGGGGGGUCCAGUCUCAGCCCUCAAACAAGCUAGGCUGAGUUGGGGGUGGGGGACCACACUGGCAAAGACUGCCUUGGAGAACAAAGGUGAAAUUGAGAUCUAGCUGGGGCCAAGCCGAGGGUGGUAGAUGAGAGGGAAGGCAAGUAAAAGACUCAGGAUAAAAGUCAUGGGGAAUAAGUACUGUUUAAUUCUCUCUUAUUUUUAAAAAUCAGCACACAUCCAUUCUAGGCAGCUUUGCCUACCCUAUACCAUGGUGGACAGGUGCCAGACCCCCCAAAGGAAGUGGCCCUAGGGGGCAAGAUCUAAAAAAGAAAAGGGGUAGUCCUUUCUCACCUGCCCCUCAGCUCUGGGACCAGCUCGCAUUUGGUUUCACCUGAGACAGGACAGAGGCCAUAGCCACAGGGCUGAGUGCAGACACAAAGGGCCAGAGUCUUAAGUGUCCUGAUCCCAUGGCCCUCCCACAUUUGUCUAUUUUUGGUUUCAUCAUUAAAAAAAAAAAAUAAAGUGACAAUUGCUGGCGGGGA